AUGCCAGGCAAUGCUAACUCUUCUACGAGUGUCAAGGAUGAGCAGAUUGCGACUGGGUCUAAUGUCAAUAAAAAGAAAGCCCCCGAUCAUUCAUAUACUUUCCGUGAGAAGAAGCUGGGGGUCUGGACACUCUAUUAUCCCUGGACUUCAGAAUGGACGCCUACCCCUAUGAAGUUUGGGAUCCAAAAUAACCUAAAACAGAUCACGGCUAUUACCGCUGUCUGGUAUCGAUUCUUUACUGAGGUAUUCGCUCUUGGACCAGCUGUUAUGUGUUUAUAUUUUGUUUCGUUGGUUUCAAGCAGUAUUCUGCCCUCUGUUCAGUUGAGCAAUGAUACCAGUCUCUUAAACCUGGCCGAGGCGGCGCUCGUUGGUCGUAUCGAACGCACGGCGGUGAUCGUCGAGUUUAGGAAACUAGGCGUUAGAUAUAUUUCAACUUUAGUGAUGGUGUUGGCUACUUCGGCUCUAAAGGAGUACAGUGGGUCAAUUAUCGAGCAGAGGGUGACACUACAUUUCGAGCAACAAAUUCUGGCGAUCCAAAGUCGACUGGAACUUGGUGCUUCUCAAGACCCAAAUGUCAAAUCCCACCUUAAGACUGCCGAGGGAUAUAUUUCUCGGCCAUGGAUUACCCUUUCAGGCCUCGUGGAUAUGCUCCUGUCAAUCGGCGAAGUGCUAGCAUUGAGCACUACAUUUAAGGGGGAAUUUAUGUCCUCCGAAUCUGCUGGAAGUCUUGGUAUAUUUUCCGUUCUAUGUCCCCUUUUAUGGGGACUUCAUGGGUUGGUGAAUACAAAGGGAAACGUCGGAUUUGCCAAGGUGACCGACCCAAACUGGCGUCAAAUGCGGGCGAUGCGUUGGAUUGGGACGAAUGAAGUCUAUAAGCAGGAGGUACUCAGCUCGGGAUUGGUUGAGUAUAUAAAUAAUCAGUAUGCCCGGGCGCUGUCGAAGCUCGGCGAUACGUCUACCAAGGAUCCAUGGGCCGCGGAGCGUGCUGGGUGGUCUAGAUUAGACCGUUUGAAUCAGACUUUAGAUUCGUUGCCUUUACUAUUUUAUGCUUGGAGUAUAUCACAUAGUCCCUCGGGAUUCAGUUUGUCACAUAUGGUCAGGAUGCAACAAACUACCAGGGUCAUGCGCAUGGUAAUUGCGACCAUGAUAUCUCGACUAAAGAGCAUCUCUGCCUUGUCGAAUAAUCUAGUCAUACUGUACGAGCUACUCGCACUCGGACCUGGAAUAACGGACGGUUUUAUAUCUUAUCCGGAUGAAGCACACGCUCGACAAAAAGGAAUGGCCAUCGAGUUCAAAGACGUUAGUUUUGGGUACCCGUCCGCACUCAAAAAGACACUCAACAAGCUAUCAUUCAAAGUUGAGCCUGGUCAGUUGUGUGUGAUUGUAGGCGAAAACGGGUGCGGGAAGAGCACUACGAUAAGUUUAAUCAACCGACUCUAUGAUUGUGAAUCAGGCGAGAUUUAUAUCGAUGGACUUCCGAUCCGUGACUAUAAAAUAUCGACUCUUCGGGCGGCUACGAAUAUCAUGCAUCAAUCCUAUAGCUAUUUCCCGUUGACAAUUAGGGAAAACUUGACCAUGCAGGACACUGGAGACCCUACCACGCAAACAAAGAGGAUUGAAAAUGCGACGAAACUGGGAGGCGCAUACGAUUUUAUCCAGAAACUACCACUUAAAUUCGAAACCAAUUUUAUUCCCAUUCACAUUGGAAUAUCUUCACCUGGUACUAGGGCGGUUGACCGCGAGCAGUUCAAGUGCCUGAUGGAGACGGAAAAGCAUUCAAAUCUCAGUGGUGGGCAAUGGCAGCGCUUGGAACUUUCGCGAAGUUUUAUGAAGAAUUCAGAGCGUACGAGGCUUUUGUGUUAUGAUGAACCUAGCGCUAGCUUGGAUCCCAAAGCAGAAGCCGCCAUGUUUGAGAGGCUGCGGAGCCUACGAGGAGAAAAGACUAUGAUAUUCGUUACUCAUCGUUUUGGCCAUCUAACCAAACAUGCCGACCUAAGGGAUGGCUCGACGAUCGAACAAGGAACACAUAAAACGCUACUAACUCAAAAGGGGGAAUAUGCAAAGAUGUAUGAGAUCCAGUCGAGGGCUUUUGUGGAAGUCUAA
Molecule: messenger RNA, 2103 nt
Organism: Rhizoctonia solani
Lineage: Eukaryota; Fungi; Basidiomycota; Agaricomycetes; Cantharellales; Ceratobasidiaceae
Product: ABC transporter
Exons: 15
Coding region: 1-2103 (700 amino acids)
Biological process (GO): transmembrane transport
Molecular function (GO): ATP hydrolysis activity; ATPase-coupled lipid transmembrane transporter activity; ATP binding
Source: RefSeq, a predicted model, not a curated record